Messenger RNA from Sinocyclocheilus grahami, 552 nucleotides. Its product is annotated as activated CDC42 kinase 1-like. NCBI's taxonomy places the organism in Eukaryota, Metazoa, Chordata, Actinopteri, Cypriniformes, Cyprinidae. The transcript has 3 exons. Gene Ontology annotation, biological process: protein phosphorylation. The record is from RefSeq and is a predicted model, not a curated record. Gene Ontology annotation, molecular function: protein tyrosine kinase activity; ATP binding. The annotation marks the transcript as partial.
GUAACGGAGCUGGCUCCCCUUGGCUCUUUAUACGACACUCUGCGUCUACGACAGGGAGAAUAUCCUCUUUCACGACUCUGGCUCUUCAGCACACAGAUUGCUGCAGGUAUGGAGUACCUAGAGUCCAGACGCUUCAUCCACAGAGACCUCGCUGCCCGGAAUGUGCUCUUGGCUUCUAGAGAACUAGUGAAGAUUGGAGACUUUGGUCUGAUGAGAGGCUUGGAUCCGGACAGGGACCACUAUAUCAUGACGGCACACAAACGCAUCCCCUUCGCAUGGUGUGCUCCUGAGAGUUUACGUGUGGGUACUUUCUCUCACGCUUCAGAUGUCUGGAUGUUUGGUAUCACAUUGUGGGAAAUGUUCACUUACUGUGAGGAGCCCUGGCUGGGGCUGUCUGGCAGACAGAUCUUAUAUCGUGUCGAGCGGGAAGGUGAGAGGUUGGAUAGGCCUUCAGACUGUCCGCAGGAGUUAUAUUCUGUGAUGCGUAAAUGUUGGGCCUGCAGUCCUGCUGACCGACUGACCUUCUCUCAGCUCUCCACCAUGGUAGCAGAG